Messenger RNA from Mugil cephalus (flathead mullet), 2386 nucleotides. Its product is annotated as acetylcholinesterase-like. Gene Ontology annotation, cellular component: plasma membrane. Bases 163 to 1941 code for a protein of 592 amino acids. Gene Ontology annotation, biological process: acetylcholine catabolic process; choline metabolic process. The record is from RefSeq and is a predicted model, not a curated record. Lineage: Eukaryota; Metazoa; Chordata; Actinopteri; Mugiliformes; Mugilidae. Gene Ontology annotation, molecular function: acetylcholinesterase activity. The transcript is spliced from 10 exons.
UACACUCCCGUAAGUGUAGCAUUAAUAGUUGUGGGUGGUGAACAGGGCCGCCCCGCAAGCACUGGGCAGAGGGUGACUGUCCACGCCUUCCUUAUCCCAACAGUGCAGUGUACUCAUUCACGCCACACAGGCGCACAAACUCCUAACAGACGAGGUUUUUCCAUGGCGAUGGCGUCUCUUCUUGCAGACUUGGCAGUAUUUCUUUUUUUGCUUAACUUUCUGACUGUAUCACUUGCUAAUCAAGAUGACCUUCUGAUCACCACAAAGCACGGUAGAGUUAAAGGGAAGUUGCUUACUGUGCUUGGUGGUGAAGUGAGAGCGUUUCUUGGAAUUCCUUAUGCGAAACCACCCGUUGGAACACUGAGAUUCAGAGCGCCAGAGAGAGUGGAUAAAUGGGAAGGUGUGAAGGAUGCCACACAAUUUCCAAAUUCCUGCUACCAGGUCCCUGAUACUACAUUUCCAGGGUUCAUAGGUGAAGAGAUGUGGAAUGCAAACAGGCCUCUGAGUGAGGACUGUCUCUACCUCAAUGUCUGGUCCCCGCAAAUCAACAAAACUCAGCCCCCACUACUGGCUCCUGUCCUUGUCUGGAUCUAUGGCGGCGGGUUCACCACAGGAACAUCAUCCCUGGACAUUUACGAUGGCCGCUUCCUGAGUAAAACAGAAGGUGUCGUUGUGGUAUCAAUGAAUUACAGACUGGGAGCUUUUGGUUUUCUGUCUCUUCCUGACAACAAGAAUAUCCGGGGAAAUGCAGGCCUGCUGGACCAGCGCUUGGCCCUCGAGUGGGUAGCCAAUAACAUAGCUGCUUUUGGAGGUGAUCCAUCAAUGGUGACUCUGUUUGGGGAGAGUGCGGGGUCAGGAUCUGUGGGUUUUCAUCUGCUCUCCCCAGGAAGCCAGCCUUUUUUUCAGAGGGCUAUAAUGCAAAGCGGCUCUCCCAAUGCACCUUGGGCCACAAUCAGCCAGACUGAGGCUGGGCAGAGGGCUCUGAAGCUGGCGACAUUACUGGGAUGCACCACAUCUCAUCCAGCCCAUCUGGAAAUGUGUCUGCAACAAGCUGAACCCACAGAUAUCACAGAGUUGCAAUAUAAAGCUAUGCUACACCCUUCAUUCCUAGGAUUUCCCUUUGCCCCUGUUGUUGAUGGAGACUUCCUACCAGACAAAGUUGAAAUGUUGCUUACUAGUGAUAAACUCACAAAGAAAGAUUUGAUGCUUGGUGUGAACAAGGAUGAAGGGACCUAUUUCCUUGUCUAUGGAGUGCCUGGUUUCAGCAACCAAGGCCCGAGUCUCAUCACCAGGAAAGAGUUUCUGAAAGGGGUGGAGAUUGUAAUGAAGAAAGAAAGUGACGUUGCAAAACAAUCAGCCAUUUUCCAAUACACUGACUGGACAGAGGAGAACGCCAGGGUAAAAAAUCGUGACUUACUGGGUAGUCUGACUGGAGACCAGCUGUUCAAUUGUCCUGUGAUAGAGUUUGCACAGAGGUACUCACAAAAUGGUGGCAAGACUUUUCUGUAUUUAUUCAAUCAUCGUUCAUCUAUUAAUCGUUGGCCAGAAUGGAUGGGCGUCAUGCAUGGUUAUGAGAUAGAGUUUAUCUUUGGAAUGCCUCUAAACACAAACCUGGGAUAUACAAAGAAUGAAGUAAACAUGACCAAGAAGUUAAUGAAGCACUGGACCAACUUUGCUCGGGCGGGAGAUCCAGGGAAUGUUGGAGCUAAAUGGCCUACGUUCAACCUCGAGCAACAGGAAUAUGUCAUCCUGAACAGCAAUGAUUUGGAACACAGGACGAUGAUGAGAGCUAAGGAGUGUCAACUCUGGAAUACCUUGAUGCCACAGUUGCAGACUGUCUCAGAUAACCUUGCGUCUUGCCUUCAUGCGAGUGGGAUUAUGCUCCACUGUAAUUCCAUAUUCAUUCUCAUUGGGCUAUUUUUGACGUUAACCUUUUGGUAGAAGGAAGAGACCAGCCGUCAAGAAAGCUGAGGAGCAAAGCUUGGUCUUUACUGUUUGCUAUUAUAUGUGCUUCCUGCAAUAUUUGUUUUGCGAUUGAUUGCAACUAUAUAUAUAUAUAUAUAUAUAUAUAUAUAUAUAUAUAUAUAUAUAUAUAUAUAUAUGAAAAGAAAAUGCAUUCACAUUGACUGUUUCAUUCCGUGCAUACAGCUGCCUACAUGUCAUGGAAUGGAACCCAGUUACACGGUUCCAAUAGGAAUGCUAAAAUUCUGGUUGUUGUGAUAGAGAGUAAUGCUUGUUUAAAUCAUGCAGGGACUGUGCAAUGACUACAAUAAGUGGUAGCUGUUAGUGUGAUACUUUUGUAUUUUUGCACACUUAGUUAAUGAUGCAUUGCUUACAGUAAUCACUUGUAAACACCAUGUAAUGAUAAAUAAAGAUGUGAAUAUAA